AAGAAACAGGAUCUUAAACACAUGGGGCCAAUUUCAAGGGACCGAUUGCUUUUGGGUAGCCAGUGCAUGCCUGGGUGGGGUGGGUUCAUCGCGAACCCAGGUGAUGGCUGGGUUUGUCUUGGGUUUGCGAGGAACCCAGGCUCUUAGGUUUGUGACGAACCCUAGAUCUUGGGUUCCUCGCGAAGCCAAGAUCUAAUUUUCAGAAGGCAAAGUUGAAAAAAAAAAAAGAAAAAGGAAGGUCGGAGGAAGGAGAGGAUGAGACAAAAGAGGGAAGAAGAUAAGGGUAAAUUAAUAAUUAAAGUCUCA
Molecule: messenger RNA, 306 nt
Organism: Rubroshorea leprosula
Lineage: Eukaryota; Viridiplantae; Streptophyta; Magnoliopsida; Malvales; Dipterocarpaceae
Source: the annotation of a GenBank genome assembly